Molecule: messenger RNA, 745 nt
Organism: Lobosporangium transversale
Lineage: Eukaryota; Fungi; Mortierellomycota; Mortierellomycetes; Mortierellales; Mortierellaceae
Exons: 2
Coding region: 138-659 (173 amino acids)
Source: RefSeq, a predicted model, not a curated record
AUGUGGACAAGGGAACUUUUAGAAGACCAAUAUGUAGGCGUUUGGGAGAGCAUUUUUCACCUUUUGUUCGGUGAGAAAGACGUUGGGAUAUGAACGUACGUAUGUUGGAGAUGGAAUGAAACAGUUCAUGUGGAUACAUGUUUUAUUUGGUGCUGACUUCAUUAUUUUUACUCAGGGGUGAGCCAGGUCUCAUUGAGAGCAAGCAGGACAGGCAGAAAGCUGAGUGGGAUUUUGCUUUAAAUGACUAUAACUUGAGAGGCAGGGAAGUUGACCUCUUAUUCCAAUGCAAGACGACAGUUCUAAGGAGGAAAGAAUGUCGGCAUAACCUCGCUGUAUUCGAAGCCAAGCCAUCAGCCGCAAAUGACAACACGCUUUCCAUCCAGACACUGAAAGCAACUCGCUUAAAUAAAUCCAUUAUGAGUGCUUUGCAUCAACAAUACGGUGUGGAUACAUCUUCCGUUCUUCUAACUUUGCAUGGCUUUGUUGGCUAUACUUAUACAGUCAAGAGAUUUAACGGUUAUUAUGCUGCUGGAAAGGUGACCGAGAUCCCCAUUGUAUUACCAACCUCAGAAAAUGAAAUGUACUCGUUCAUUGCAGAAGAGGAGGAUGCAAGUGUUUUCUCAGGUUGUCUUCAACAAAGUAUAUGCUUGUCAGCUUAAGGAAAAGACGAAAGAAAACGCAGUCAACGACGACAUGGCAACAUUUUGGACCCCAACAAAAAAAAAAAACAAAUUAAAUUAUAACA